Molecule: messenger RNA, 1031 nt
Organism: Carica papaya (papaya)
Lineage: Eukaryota; Viridiplantae; Streptophyta; Magnoliopsida; Brassicales; Caricaceae
Source: RefSeq, a predicted model, not a curated record
AGCCGCUUUUAACAUGAUAGUGGCCAUUAGAAUUCAUCUUCCCACUCCCCAAAAAUACAUUAUGGCAAAAGGGUUCCCGCCGCCAUAGCUUUAUUGUUCCUGCAAAUCAUCUUUCUCUCUCUUCUCUGUCAUCCUAGAGGUAGGUUUUCAUUUUUUUCUUAAUCUUCUCUGUUGGACAAUCUUUUUAACGGGCAUAAACCAUAGACCAGUCAAGAAGAUGGAGGAACCACAGAACGGCGAUGCUAACUCGAUGGCGCCAGAUGGCGAGGAAGAGCCAAUGGUCGGACCUGGACCCGCGCCCCGUGCCCGUCCCAAGCGCCCGCUCCAGUUCGAGAAGGCUUAUCUGGAUUCGCUUCCAUCAGCUAAUAUGUAUGAGAAAAGUUAUAUGCAUAGAGAUGUGGUUACACAUGUGGCUGUCUCAGCAGCGGAUUUUUUCAUAACUGGAAGUAUUGAUGGACAUCUAAAAUUUUGGAAGAAAAAGGCUAUUGGGAUUGAGUUCGCAAAGCAUUUUAGAUCCCAUCUUGGCCCCAUUGAAGGUCUAGCGGUUAGCUCAGAUGGAUUGCUUUGCUGCACAAUUUCUAAUGAUCAUUCAGUGAAGAUAUAUGAUGUGGUUAACUAUGACAUGAUGGUCAUGCUUCGUGUUCCAUUUGUGCCUGGCACUGUUGAGUGGGUCUACAAGCAAGGAGAAGUUAAAGCUAAGCUUGCCAUUAGUGAUAGAAAUUCCUCGUUUGUGCAUAUAUAUGAUGCUAGAGCUGGUUCAAAUGAACCUAUCAACUCUAAAGAGGUACACUUGGGACCGGUAAAAGUUGUGAAAUAUAAUCCAGUAUUUGACACAGUGAUAUCUGUUGACACAAAGGGAAUCAUUGAGUAUUGGAGUCCAACAACACUCCAAUUCCCAGAGAGCGAGUAAGUGCUUAUUUAUGUAUGAUUUUGACCUAAAUUUCUACCAGUGACAUUUGCAGACAACUCAUUUAUCCAAUUGCCAAAAUGUCAUUUUCUUUUUGUUUUUAUUUCAUUUAUUUUUCAGCUGU